AUGUCCUCUCUUCUGUUGAGAGGAGGCAUCUGGCUGUCAUUUGCCGUCGUGGUGGUGGCUGUCUACCUUGGGCUUCAAGGCCCACUCCAGCAGGUCUUCACGUCGAACCCCCAGGGCCAGACAUUCUGUUACUCAAAGGGCGUCACGACUAGAUUCUCAACCAAGUCUUCGGCUGCAUGUUUUACCGUCGAGGACGACGCCAAAGACCGUCUGACAGCCUAUGUUUUGGCACACAAGGGUGUGGGCUCCAGGGAAAACUGGAUCAGGGGCGUGGGCUGGGAUCAGAUGGUCAUGGGGGAGAUGCCAACCGCGGCCAUGCUUGCCGACUUCGACGGGCUUUAUAUCAUGCUUGACCGCGUUGACGUCCACUGCGUAUGGGUCUCCCAAGCCGUCCUUGAUCUGCUGCCGGACGACUUGCCCGAUGUUCCAGGUGGAGAGAUUAUCCGAGAGCCUGGCAUGGGGGUAUUCUGUGACAAUGCCAUGGAGGUCGUCAUGAAGUACUGGCCGCGGCCAGAUGAUGCUCGAAAGACAGCAUUCCUCAAGUCUGCGAUGGCCAGCCUCCACCAAGUCGGACUUGUGGGCGUGCACGAUGCUGGCGUCUACACUAACGAGCUGCCGCUAUACAAGGAGAUUUUCAGUGCAGAUGACUGGACAUUGCGUAUCUAUGCUAUGAUUGAAUGCGAGGAAAGAAACACGUUCUGCCCUGAGAAGGUGCCUGCAUUCACUGAUGGUGAUGGGUUCCUUAGUGUCAAGAGCGUCAAGCUCUUCGCCGAUGGAGCCCUGGGUAGCUGGGGAAGUGCUAUGAUCGAGCCAUACUCUGAUCGUCCCGAUACAGCAGGUUCCCUCCUAGUCAGCGCCUCAACACUGACCUCUCUAGCGAAGUCGUGGUCAUUAGAAGGCUACCAAGUCAACAUUCACGCGAUUGGUGAUCUCGCGAACUGGCUCGCCAUUGACGCGAUGGAAGCCGCCCUUGCCGAUGUCUGCCCAGGAGAAAGUCUUGCACAGAUCAUAUACCCUGAAGACCAGGAACGCAUGCACUCCAUAGGCAUUAUACCAUCGAUUCAGCCCACCCAUGCAACCUCCGAUAUGAGCUAUGCGGAGCUGCGUUUGGGAAGCAAGCGACUCGCCACCGAGGCCUAUAGGAUGCGCUCGUUGCUCGAUCUACAGCCCGUACUAGGGAGUGACUUCCCCGUUGAGCCUCCCAACCCCUUUGAGGGAAUCUAUGCGGCUGUCACGAGGAGAAGUCCCCACACAGGAAAGGGCGCAGAUGGUAGCCUCAACGGAUGGCACCCCGAGGAGACGCUGACGCUCCGCGAGGCGCUGGUGGGCUUCACCGAGGGCCCUGCACAUGGUGCGUUCCUAGAGGGGGAGGCCGGGGUGAUCCAGCCAGGGGCGAUGGCGGACUGGGUCGUCCUGGACGAACCUUUAGAAAGCCUGGAUGUCGAGGACAUUCGUCAUCUCAAAGUGAAGGAGACAUGGGUUGCUGGCCAGCGGGUCUACCUGAGGGAAUGA
Messenger RNA from Diaporthe citri, 1512 nucleotides. RefSeq lists its product as uncharacterized. Lineage: Eukaryota; Fungi; Ascomycota; Sordariomycetes; Diaporthales; Diaporthaceae. The transcript is spliced from 6 exons. Bases 1 to 1512 code for a protein of 503 amino acids. Gene Ontology annotation, molecular function: hydrolase activity, acting on carbon-nitrogen (but not peptide) bonds. The record is from RefSeq and is a predicted model, not a curated record.